CUAUCGCUUCGCAUGCAGCUCGCCACGUUGGAAGACUUGACGGGUCGUUGCAUCUUGUCAGAAAACUCUACGUAUUAUUUUAUAUAAAGCCUCUAUUUACAGUCGCCAGAAUACGUCAAGAUGAAAGUCAAGGAAUUGCUGAAGACUGUGAAUGUAGCAUGGUCUCCACCAGCUCAACAUCCUAUCAUGUUGGCUGCGGGGACAGCGGCACAACAACUAGAUGCAAGUUUUAGUACUUCUGCCAGUUUAGAUUUGUACUCAUUGAACUUACAACAACCAGGAUAUGAAAUGGAACUUCAAGCCAGUGUUCCCAGUGAUCACAGGUUUCAUAAAAUUAUUUGGGGAUCCUACGGAAAUAACCCAGCAGGCAUAAUUGUUGGAGGUUGUGAGGAUGGCACUAUAAAAAUCUAUUCUGCUGCAAAGUUAUUGGCCAGGGAUAAUAAUUAUUUGAUAAAUAGUCCUCUCAGACAUGCCGGACCUGUCAGGGCAAUGGAUUUUAAUCCGUUCCGGGAUGAAAAUCAGUUAGCUACAGGUGCAACAGAGAGUGAGAUUUUUAUUUGGGACAUUAAUACAAAUACACCAACAACACUUUCUAAAAAUCAGCAGUCAGAAGAUGUUCAACACAUUGCUUGGAACAAACAAGUACAUUUAAAGGAUAUUCUUGCAUCCACAUUUUCACAGUGCUGUGUUAUAUGGAAUGUGAAAGAAAAAAAGCCAAUAUUCAAACUGACAGAUGCAAAUUCAAGGGUACGUUGGAAAGUUGCCCAAUGGCAUCCAGAUGUUGGAACACAAUUGUGCUUAGCAUCCGAGGAUGAUCAAACACCCAUCAUUGAAUUGUGGGAUGUAAGAGUUCCAACAUCACCUCUAAAAACUCUGCAAGGUCAUCAGCGUGGUGUUCUAUCAAUUGCAUGGAAUCCACAAGAUUCUGAUCUACUUUUGAGCUGCGCAAAGGAUAAUAGAAUUUUGUGUUGGAAUCCUAAUUCAAACGCACAGAAUGGUGAAGUGAUAUGUGAGUUAGCUCAAACAGCUCAAUGGAAUUUUGAUGUCUCGUGGUGUCCGAGGCAUCCAGGAUUAAUUGUUGGCAGUAGCUUCGAUGGCCAUGCUGUUGUCUACUCUUUAUUAGGUGGAUCACAACAAGAAAUAUCCAACAGAAUGGAUUUAUUCCCAGGAAUAGAUCCUUUCAACCAGCCUCUACCUACAAUGCAAACAGGAACAGCACCAGUUUUAACAAAAGCGCCUAAAUGGUUAAGAAGACCAUUUGGAGCAUCAUUUGGGUUCGGUGGUAAAUUAGUAAUUUUCGAGAAUCAAUCUGCUGAUUUAAACAGAAAGCCAAAUUUAGAGAGGAAAGUUAUUAUAUCACAAGUAAUCACACAACCCAGUCUCAUUCAACGUUCCAAUAAAUUAAAAGCAGCAGUGGAAACUGAACAAUAUAGUGAUUUCUGUCAAGAAAAGGUGGAUAGAUCGUCAGAUGAACAUUCGAAAAAAAUCUGGAGCUGUGUUCGUGCUUACUUUGACGAAAAUGUGACAAAGAGUAUAUUAGAAUUAUUGGGCUACAAUAUCGAAACGAUGAAUAAUAAACUGAAUCAGUUUAUACCUCAGGAUGAUAUAAGCAGCAUCAUAGAAGGUGUCUCUAAUCUUAACAAUGUAUUAAAUGGAAAUGUUAUGGCCGGUAGUACUGGAUUUGAUACCAUUGCACAAGAGCAAAGCAAGAAAGCAUCGUUAAACAAACUUGUGGAUAACACUUACACCAUAAAUACUUCCGAUGAUGAGGAUGGCCUUAUCACUCAGGCAAUCCUCUUAGGAAAUAUCGAGGCUGCCGUAUCUUUGUGCUUCGCUAGCAAGAGGUACGCCGAUGCCAUAAUCCUCUCGAUGGCUGCCGGCCCCGAGUUACUGGCUCGUACCCAGUACAGAUACUUUUCAGAACAUUCCAGUGCACUGAAUUCUUUGAUCAAUUCAUUAGUUAGCGAAAAUUGGGCAGAGGUUGUGAGCAGCAGUGACAUAAAAUGCUGGAAGGAAGCGUUAAUUGGUAUAUUUACACAUUCCAGUACACAGGAGCGAUCUGCCUUGUGCGAUAUGCUCGGCGAUCGUUUGGUGUCGUGUGACAAUCCGAGUCUUAAGAAGCAAGCGCAAAUUUGUUACAUUUGCUCCGGCAACUUGAACAAGCUGAUUGAGGUGUCCGAUGCCGAUAUUCAAGAAGUGGUGGAACUGGUCGUCAUCAUGCAGAAAGCCUUGGAACUGCAAGGUGUCAGAGAAUUCGAGAUAAAGGAUAAAAUUGCCUCUGUGCUGUCUCAGUACGCUGAGAUGCUGGCGGCGGAGGGUGAUCUGGAGGCCGCCUUGAAUUACCUUGGAAACAGCCAGGAACAAAGAGUUUCGAUGUUGAGGGACCGUUUGUGCAAAGCUCUGAGUUACAUACAAGAGCAGAGGCAUGUCGCGAAGCCUGCGACGCAGAACUACUACUACGAACAGACGCAAAGACCCUCGCAGAACUUGCAGAACGUGUACAAUCCGCUGCAACAACCGUUUCAACAAACACUGGGCGGAGACCCCGCGCAGAGCUGGAACACAACUCCGCUGAAACCUUACGGUGCUUCUACAAAUCCAUUUAAUAGUCCACCGUCCCAGCUGUCGCAGCCGCCUCAGUCGUCCCAGCCGUACGGAAUGCCUCCACUCCCCCCACAGCCGCAAGCACAGUCCACGAUCUACGAUCAGUAUUCCACAUCACACUCGUACAAUCAAGCCCCUUACAAUCAAGUUCCCGCUCAGCCUCCACCUCCACCUCCACCGACAUCCGGUUCUAGUUUGAGUGGCUCGAGACCAUCCAGUGUCGGACCGCAAUCGAGAUCAAAAUAUCUAAUAGAUCCCUCUGUCAAAUCCACUCCCUCAUACGGUCAGAGUGGUUUCCCGUCGCAAAAUCCGAUAUACAAUUCUCAGCAAGUGGCUCCCGUUCCUGGCUACCCCCUACAAAAUUCAUACCAACCCCAAGUUCCUAUGUCCGGUAACGUUUAUCCCAAUCAACCGCCAACUUUCAUGAAUAAUCCGAAAGAACCUGAGUUGCACAAGCCACCUCAGUCAAACGUGAUGCCGCCAGCGCAAAAUGCGCCCCAGACCCAGAUAUACGAACCCGUCAGAUCGCAGCCUGCAUCACAAAUACCGUUACCUGGAAAUGAAAACAUGUAUCAGAUACCGCCGCAAUCGUCUGGAUGGAAUGAUCCACCGAUUGGAAAAGUUCCAAAAUGCAGGUAAAUCAUCCCGGUACUGGCAUUAUACAACAAAAACGAAAUGUCUGCGGAACAUGCUGGUACCAGGAAGUGGAAAGCAAAGCAUUCGAGGGGUACAAAUGUUAAGCCAAAACAGGAAUUUCAGUCAAAAGUUCCCAUUUUGCAUCCAUUGCGAGGUAGCCAACCAGAACCAGCUCCAUUACCUCAAGAUAAUCUCUAUCAGCCUCUUGAAAGUCAUGCACCUUAUAAUUCACAAUAUGGACAAAGUAUGCCAAGCAUUGCAUCACCUAUCAAGCCACCGGUUGAGCCAUUACAACCUGCGAUGCCUGCGAAGGUGGUUGAACAUGAAAAACCCAAAGCGCCCAUUCCGGAGCAGCAUGUACACUUGAAAACAGUAUUGGACGAAUUAAAAAAUCAAUGCUACGAAAAUGCAAAGAACCCGCAAAUUAAAAGAAAAAUAGAAGACGUGUCAAAGAAACUGGAAGUGCUAUACGAUUGUCUUAGAGAGAAUAAGUUAUCUCAGAAUACCUUGCAAGGGUUACAUCAAAUAUCACAAACGAUUCAAAAUGGUAAUUAUACGGGAGGAUUAGACUUACAUACGCAGUUAGUAUCAGGACCAGAUUUCAGUCAGAUAGCUUCCUUUAUGCCGGGGAUUAAAGUUUUACUUCUAAGUGCUCUUCAAUUAAGCGUAUACAUUAGAUAGAAUGCAAAAAUCAUUGUUUCUGUAUCAUUAUGAAUUUUUAUAAUUCUAAGCAGCCUUAACAAGAGAAUUAUUUGUUACAUUACUUAAAAAAAACUUGAUAAUAAUCAGUAUAAGUACCCGAUAGUGUGUAAUCUAUAAUCACUCGCAUCAUUUAUCAAUGAAAUUUUAUAUAGUCUGCUUUGAGAAUUAUAUUUUAUUAAUUCAGAAUAACUUUAUAUAAUUUUGCUAAUUGUCAGUCUUUUAUUGUUAAAUAUGUAUGUAAGAAGAUAACAUAAAAUAUAUAUUUACAUAAGACGUCCAUACGAAAGAUUUAGGGGCAAGAUGUUAAUAAAACUUUGCUUCGAUAAUGUGUAUAUAAUUAUAAUAUUAAAAUCUGUUAUGAAAGAAAUAUUCUAAUAAAUCAAGAACUUGUUUCUUUUAAACUUU
Linepithema humile (Argentine ant) is the source of this 4347-nucleotide messenger RNA. The record is from RefSeq and is a predicted model, not a curated record. NCBI's taxonomy places the organism in Eukaryota, Metazoa, Arthropoda, Insecta, Hymenoptera, Formicidae.